AAGAUUGAUUUGAAAUCAGCAAUGGCUUCUGCAAAAAGGCAGGAUAAAAAAGCUGCUAAAACUCUAACAGCUAUCAUGGCAGGCUUUAUAAUCACUUGUGGUCCGUACAACGUUCUCAGCUCAGUUAACUGUUUUUGGAACAAUUGGAUUUUGGAAAAUUUCCAAGAACUCUACGACUGUUAUUUCCUUUGUUACGUUUGCAGUACUAUCAAUCCAAUUUGCUACGCACUCGCCAAUGAUAACUUCAGAGAAACGUUUUCAUAUAUUUUA
Molecule: messenger RNA, 270 nt
Organism: Helobdella robusta
Lineage: Eukaryota; Metazoa; Annelida; Clitellata; Rhynchobdellida; Glossiphoniidae
Exons: 2
Biological process (GO): adenylate cyclase-inhibiting G protein-coupled acetylcholine receptor signaling pathway; chemical synaptic transmission; G protein-coupled receptor signaling pathway, coupled to cyclic nucleotide second messenger
Cellular component (GO): membrane; synapse; dendrite
Molecular function (GO): G protein-coupled acetylcholine receptor activity; G protein-coupled serotonin receptor activity
Source: RefSeq, a predicted model, not a curated record